Acanthopagrus latus (yellowfin seabream) is the source of this 1313-nucleotide messenger RNA. Its product is annotated as pectinesterase inhibitor 10-like. NCBI's taxonomy places the organism in Eukaryota, Metazoa, Chordata, Actinopteri, Spariformes, Sparidae. The transcript has 2 exons. The record is from RefSeq and is a predicted model, not a curated record. Bases 57 to 755 code for a protein of 232 amino acids.
UCUUGGACGAUGACCUCUUCACUGAUGGAUCCGUCAUCUCCGAGACUCCCCCAUCCAUGGCAGCUUCCACUCUGGUGCUGCUGACCACCGCAACUUUGGCUCCUGCUGUCGCACACUCCCGGCACACCAAUGACCUCACAACGCAGCCUGCCGCAGCAGACCAGCCACCUCUUCCAGCCCCAGCAGAAGGCCAGACUGCGCAAUCGUCCCACGCACAUGCAUCCCUCCAUCCCAACAUCCCUUCUUCCCUUCCUUCAACCUCACCAACCUCACUCCAGCAGCCACAUCCAGCAACCCAGCCCAGAGAACCACCGCACACAAUGCCUUUGCAAAUGCUGCGACCGCUCAUUGAGGCGUGCCCACCGCAGGCCUGUCCGAACAUCCUCCUUUUCUAUCCCUCACCCAAGUUGAGUUCGCUUUCGCUUUCUCCCUCUACCGAGACACACUCUGUUCAGCCUUCCCCGACCGCAGUGCUGAAAAGGACGACUACCUAUCCACCAUCCUGGACUUGGCCCUGCGGUUUGGCGGCACAGGGUUCUACGCCUAUCACGUCCUGUUCUCCUCCCAAGCCGCAGGCCACCUCCACCAGUUCAACUAGGGCACGUCCUCUUGCCCCGACCACACGCCCCCCUUUCAUCCAGGCUUCAUCACCGCCACCGAUUGCUCAUUUACCUGCCACAACUUAUAAUCUGCACUCACCGAACCCGACACAGUGGACACAAUACUCUGAAAAGAGCUCAAGGAUGGCUUCAUGAUCAGACCAUUUUCCAGCCCCCCCUUCCCCAUCUAUCGAAUCAGCCCCAUCGGAAUCACCAUGAGAAAAUAUUCCAGCAAGAAGAGGCUCAUGAUUGACCUCUCUUCACCCCACGGCACCACCACCCCAAGCAUCAACAGCCUCAUUCCCAGCCCAGAUUUCUCCAUGAACUACUCCACUAUCACCCAUGCCAUAAACCUCAUCCGUCUUGCUGGCCGAGGCUCCUGGCUGGCAAAGGCAGACAUCACCGGCGCCUUCAAAGUCCUGCCAAUCCAUCCAGAAAUUGCAAAAUGGAGUUGAGGAUGUGGCGAGAUUUUCUUUUGUCCUGGAAUGGCAUUUCUUUCUUCUACGACGACCACAUCACCCAACCGGAAGACAUCUAGCUCUACAUCGACACUGCACCAUCAGUUUUGGUUUUGGAGCUUUGGAGGCUAUUAUGGCAGCAGAUGGUUCGCCUCUGCUUGGCACCCAGAGCUUUCUUCACUCUCCCCUUCCUCUGCACUGUCCAAACUCUACCUGGUCAUAAUUGCAGCACUUCUUUGGGGGCACGAAUGGUCAA